AGUUACAACAGUUUAAGUUCAGUUGUACCUGCUUAUGUCUUCUGGCUUCAGAGUAACCUACUUACUUUCAUUGAAAAGCACAAAAAUGGAAAUUUUGGUUGUCGUGUUUUCAUUGUCCCACAAGUAAAGCUUCCCUUCUUGUUCACAGGUCUUCUUCUUCACUUCCAGAAAUGGGAUUAAACGGGAAAUGCUUGUUAUGUUUUUUACAUUUUUCCAUUUCAGCACAAAAUCUGAAAUUGGAUAAACAAGUCAUUAUCCAUUCUUUCAUUUUUUUUUGUCAACGACUAUUGAGAAAACAAGUCGUUUUUUUAUUUUUGGUUUUAUUGUGAAAAACGAUUGAACGAAUGAUACACAGAUUUGCAUGGAUUGUGUUUUCUCUGUGUUGUGGAAUUUGUGUGUUUUUGGUUUUGAAUCGUUUUGUUUUUGCAGUGUGUUUCUCACCCUUUCAAUAGGUUGAUUAGUCCCCUCAUACUGUAUAAAAGUGAGUAUCGGGUCUUUUAUUUUGAAGGUGCAAACCGGAUUUUGUGUUUGUUUUGCUGCUAGUUGGGGUAUACACAUCAUCAGCACACAUCUGCGCGCACCAGCGGUCGUUGGUCGUUUUGAGCGCAGCUGAUGAAGACGCAGAAGCACCAUAGAGGCGCGAGAGGACCACUACCGGUCUUCACCUCCUCCCGCUACAGUUCCCCUCUUCCCCGUUUAGUUAGAGGAGUGGAGGCAAGGAAGUCAAAGUCCAGCUGUUUCUUUUUUAACGUCAAGCUGAGGAGAAGUAGAGAGGAGGGAGGAGAGGAAGCGGCAGACGGACAGACUGACAGACAGCAGUAUUUUUGGCGCACUGGAGUUUAUGUAUUAUUAAGUGGAGGCCGAACACAGGGAUUGAACAUUCAGAAGGACUUUUUUACCACAGGGGAGCAGAGUGGAGCAGAGUGGAGCAGAGCAUAGAAUCCUUGCAGUGAUUCACCUGACCAGUGACUGACAACAGACACCAGAAUCUGAAGUGUGUAUAUAAGAGUAUUUUUUGGGGAGUCCCCCCCCGCCCCCCUCUCCCCGCCACCUCCUACUCCUGCUGCAGUAACGCUACUUGUUUGCCGCGUGGGUACAGGGAAUGCCAGCUUCUUCCUCCUGACGGGCAUCCGCACCCCCUCCUCCUCCUUCCGGACGCACCGACCCCUGCGAUUCCUACUACUACGCAAUGUUUUUUAAUGCAAAAGCCUAAAGUUGUUGCCGUGUGCCGCCGACUUCACGCUAUCACCGCUGCAUGCCUGGCAGCCACAGCCGCUCCUCUCUCUGCGCCGCACGGCAGACGACGCCAUUUGAAGAGGAACACUCGCGGGGUGUUCACGCCGCGGCGGCCGGGCGGCAGCGUCAACAGCAGCGACCGCUCUUCUGCCGCUGAGGUCCACCGGCUGGGGCAGCCGGAGGCUGAGACAGCGGAGAAAAGCACCGCAGCGGAUCCUCUUUCCCUGCCGCACGGAGACGACGUCGAGGCGGAAUACGUGCAGCUGCCGCUGCUCUCUGGACUUGUGGAGGCUCCGGGUGAGAAACCGGGCGACGGACCGGGAUUCCCGCAUUUGUUCUUGUCUAUGGUGCAAAUUGGGGCGGCGAAGAAUCGCCGAACUCAUACCAACAGCUGGCAACUGCUGGCAUGCAAACAGGGGGGCGGAUCAUCCCCCAUGCGGUGGGUGAAAUUUAGGCUGCCGCAUCCGGAGCUCCCCUCGUCCCCUGCCACCUCUUCCUCCUCCGUCUCGGCCAAAUCCAUGCGGUUUAUUUGGAGCAGAAUUUUCGGCAAAGGAUCGCAUAUGCUGCAGUGUCUUUGUGGCAGGAGCCUGAAGAAAAAUAAGAACCCAACUGAACCACAGCUGAAGGGCAUAGUGACCAGGUUGUUCUGCAGACACGGCUUCUAUCUCCAGAUGGGCCAGGAUGGAAGUCUGGACGGGACCAAAGAUGACAGCACCAACUCCUCUCUGUUUAACUUAAUUCCUGUGGGUCUGAGAGUUGUCGCCAUCCAGUCAGUCAAGACUGGCCUCUACAUUGCCAUGAACGGAGAGGGUCACCUCUACUCCUCGGAACUGUUCACAGCAGAGUGUAAGUUUAAGGAGUCAGUGUUCGAGAACUACUAUGUGAUCUACAGCUCUAUGCUCUACAGACAGAAGGAGUCGGGCCGAGCUUGGUUUCUAGGCCUCAAUAAAGAGGGACAGGCCAUGAAGGGCAACAGGGUCAAAAAGACCAAACCAGCUGCACACUUCCUGCCUAAACCUAUAGAGGUUGCAAUGUACCGAGAGCCUUCGUUGCAUGACGUAGGGGAGGCGGUGCCUAAACUCGCUGGGGGGGCGCCUUCCAAAAGCACAACCAGCGAACCAGUGGUCAUGAAUGGCGGCAAACCAGUUAGCAAAGCUGACAAGGAGGAGACAUAACCCCACCCCACCUUCCUUCCUUCUCCUUCUUUUCACCGUCCUCUGGCCAAUCAGAGGCCAGCACACCGCCAGAAACUUGGACAAAAAGGUAACAAAAAACAAACCACAGCUCAAUUUCUGGGCAGCAGUGGGGCCGCAUGUCCCCACCACAUAUCUGUCCUCAUUGGAUAGAUCACACCUUGUGGGGGCGGGGCCAGAUGGCGAGAGUGCUGCAGCUGGUGCAAAGAGGAAGAAGAAGAUAUUUUUGGACUGGGACAGUGGCAUGUCCUCAUAUGAGAGACAGAAUUACUACUUCAAAAACAAGCUGAAAAAAAAUGUGUCUUCACCAGUAUUUUUCUGUGACAAUCUGUGA
Molecule: messenger RNA, 2763 nt
Organism: Solea solea (common sole)
Lineage: Eukaryota; Metazoa; Chordata; Actinopteri; Pleuronectiformes; Soleidae
Product: fibroblast growth factor 14-like
Exons: 5
Coding region: 1200-2411 (403 amino acids)
Biological process (GO): positive regulation of protein phosphorylation; animal organ morphogenesis; positive regulation of cell population proliferation
Cellular component (GO): cytoplasm
Molecular function (GO): growth factor activity; fibroblast growth factor receptor binding
Source: RefSeq, a predicted model, not a curated record